AUGACAGCUGAAUAUGAUUUGCUCAUCAUCAAUGGAGUAGUAGUUUCGGAAACAGAUAUCCAAGAGUUGGACAUUGCCAUCAAGGAUGAGAAGAUUGCAAAGGUAGUCCCAAGAGGGGGUCUGGGAGAUGCCAAAGCAACAAAGACAAUAGAUGCUGAAGGUGGAUACGUGAUGCCAGGAGGUGUAGAUGCACAUGUCCAUCUUCAAGAACCCCCAUUAUUCGGCCAGGGAUCAACAGCAGACAACUACGAGACAGGCAGCCGAUCAGCCGUAUGCGGCGGUACAACAACCAUGAUAACAUUUGCACCUCAAAAAAAGACCGAAGACACCCUCCUCGACACUCUAUCUGCAACUCACUCACGCGCAAAAGACAACUGCUACAUCGACUACUCCUUCCACAUCAUCGUUGGCAAUCCCUCCCCAAAAGCCCUCUCAGAAUUCCCCAUUCUCCGCAACGAAGGCAUCUCUUCUCUGAAAAUCUACAUGACCUACGAAGCCCUCCAACUCCACGACGGCCAGAUCCUCGACAUCCUCCUCCACGCCCGCACCCACUCCAUCACCACCAUGAUCCACGCCGAAAACGGCCAAGUAAUCGACUGGAUGACCGCACAGCUCGAGAAACGCAAACUCUUCGCCCCAAAAUACCACGGCUCCUCCCACCCGCCCAUGGCAGAAACAGAAGCCACCUACCGCGCAAUCUCCCUCUCCGAAUUCAUGGACACGCCCAUCCUAAUCGUCCACGUCUCCACCCCCUCGGCCACGCUGCACAUCCAAACCGCACAAACCCGCGGUCUCCCCAUCUACGCAGAAACCUGUCCACAAUACCUCUUCCUCACCUCGUCCUCGCUCUCGGCCCCGGGUUUCGAAGGCGCAAAAUGCGUCUGCUCGCCUCCCCCCCGCGCCAGCACCUCGGACUGCGACGCCAUCUGGGACGGCCUCGCCAACGGCACCUUUACCAUCCUCUCAUCCGACCACUGUCCCUUCCGCUACAACGACGCCGUCUCGGGCAAGAAAAGUAGCAUCUCGCCCGAAUUUCCCGACGGCCACUUUAAAUACAUACCGAAUGGCUGCCCCGGCAUAGAAACGCGGCUCGCGCUUACGCUCGGCGCGAAUCGCCUUGCUCUCACGAAAUUCGUCGAGCUGACGGCGGCGAAUCCGGCAAAGCUUUAUGGAUUGUAUCCAACAAAGGGGGCGUUGAGGGAGGGCGUCUCGGAUGCGGAUGUGGUGGUGUGGUAUCCGGAGGGGGAAAUGGAGCCGUUUGAACUAAAGAAUGAGAUGCUGCAUCAUGAUGUGGAUUAUACGCCGUUUGAAGGGAUGAGGAUGACGCAGUGGCCGAGGUGGACGGUGUUGAGGGGGAGGGUGGUGUGGGAUAGGGAGGGUGGGGGAUUGGUGGGGGAGAAGGGGUAUGGGAGGUUUGUUAGGAGGGAGGCAAGUAGUCUUGCUAAACCGAGGAAUGAAGGGGAGUGGGUUUUGCCGUUGUAG
Messenger RNA from Bipolaris oryzae ATCC 44560, 1482 nucleotides. RefSeq lists its product as uncharacterized. The coding region runs from base 1 to 1482 and encodes 493 amino acids. The transcript has a single exon. NCBI's taxonomy places the organism in Eukaryota, Fungi, Ascomycota, Dothideomycetes, Pleosporales, Pleosporaceae. The record is from RefSeq and is a predicted model, not a curated record. Gene Ontology annotation, cellular component: cytoplasm. Gene Ontology annotation, molecular function: hydrolase activity, acting on carbon-nitrogen (but not peptide) bonds.